AUGGAACGCAUGCUGGAUCUAGAAAUCUAUUACGAUGCUGACAAGUUCAUUGGUCGGCGAUACUAUGAUUUACGGCAACAACCAGGAAACGAGAACAAAGGACAAUUUGUCACCCCGACUCAGGACCACUACGGCUUUGGCUUUGGAAAACAUGCUUGCCCCGGGCGGUUCUUCGCCUCCAACGAAUCUAAGGUCAUCAUGAUUCACUUGCUCAUGAAGUAUGAUUGGAAAUUCUUGCCCGGACAAAGCCGUCCAGAAAAGAAGACCAUUGGGCAUGAGACGAUGUAUAGUUCCGAUGUGAAGAUUAUGUACAAAGCGAGAAAGUGCGAGAUCGAGUUCCCAGUUGCGUAA
Messenger RNA from Penicillium paradoxum, 351 nucleotides. RefSeq names its product cytochrome P450. The record is from RefSeq and is a predicted model, not a curated record. Gene Ontology annotation, molecular function: monooxygenase activity; heme binding; oxidoreductase activity, acting on paired donors, with incorporation or reduction of molecular oxygen. Lineage: Eukaryota; Fungi; Ascomycota; Eurotiomycetes; Eurotiales; Aspergillaceae. The coding region runs from base 1 to 351 and encodes 116 amino acids. The transcript has a single exon.